AUGUAUGUGGGCGGAUCAGGAGGAACGGGGAAAUCUCAUAUCAUCAAGGCAAUAGUCACUCUGUUCAAAGCUCUUGGGAGAUUUUCGGAGUUAUUGAUCGGUGCCCCAACCGGUAUCGCCGUGACCCUUAUAGGAGGGACAACCCUUCACUCGUUACUCAUGGUUGGAACAUCAUCGAAAGCUCAGAUUAAUCCCCGACUCUACGAAACUUGGCGUCCUGUCCAAUACUUGAUUGUGGAUGAAGUCUCAAUGCUGGGUGCUCAGUUCAUGGCCCUUUUAUCCACGCGGCUGAAAAUAGCCAAAGGUGAUGAUAUUCAAGCGGCAACUCGGAAUUUCGGAGGAAUCAAUAUUAUUUUUAUGGGUGACUUCUGCCAGCUCGCACCCCCUAAACAGAAAAGCCUCUACUCCUACCAGUUAGUAAGGGAACCGUCUUUCGCCGAGAGCAGGAACAUGCGUGGUUUUGAGAACGUUGCCGGAGCCUAUCUAUGGAGACAGGUAUCUGCCGUAGUCUUGCUGAAAAAGAACCAGCGUCAAUCGUCUGAUUCAACAUUUGCUACUAUUCUCAAUCACAUCUGUGAAGGAACUUGUCGCGAUGACAUUGGUAGAGAAGUGCGGAUCAACGGAAGGACAAUCCUUGCGUAUUUGCGAGAGAGAGAGAUCUCGCGUGUGGCAGUAUCCGAUCCGUUAUCAUUGAAGCUAUUUAGCAACGCGCCAGUCGUCGUUGGUAGCAAGACAUUGCGUGAUGUUCUCAAUGCGAAUCUCGUUCGGUACCAUGCAAGCAGGACCGGGAAGUCGGUUUUUCUGUAUCACUCCAUUGAUUCGACUCGUGCGGUGUCUCUCUCUCACCACGAUUACACUACCUUGUGGGAUCUACCGUCAAGGAAGACUCAAGAGUCUUUAGGCCGCUUACCCCUAUUCAUUGGCAUGAGAGUCAUGGUUACAGAGAAUGUAUCGAUUCCCUACAGAGUAGUAAACGGAGCAGAAGGCGAAGUGGUCGAUAUCGUAUACUCUUGGGAGUCUUUAGCUGGAGUCAAGAUACGCGUAGCUAAUGCCGUGUACGUGAAGAUAACAGGGAGUAAUCUCAAACUCCCCGGGUUCCAUCCUGAUGUCGUUCCACUCUGCCCGCGCCCCGUCAGUGUCCAGCUCCCGCUCGUUUUAGAAGGAGGGGCGAUCAAAGGUUUUCGACGCCGGCAAGUUCCAAUCGUACCCGCGUAUUCGUAUACCGACUACAAAAGUCAAGGAAGGUCGUUGGAUCGUGUCAUUGUUGACCUGGAGACUGCCAGAGGGCAGGGACUCUACGUGAUGCUUUCCCGGGUUCGCACCCUGGAAGGCCUGUUGAUUUUGACUUGGACUCCUUCAGUAAGAAUCCUUCAACGAAUGUCAGGAGAGCUACGGACGGAAUUGGACAGGUUGAAAGAGUUAGACCGAUUGACACUUCAAGAAAGCUUGGCGUUGGUCUAG
Messenger RNA from Coprinopsis cinerea okayama7#130, 1461 nucleotides. RefSeq names its product ATP-dependent DNA helicase PIF1. Gene Ontology annotation, molecular function: DNA helicase activity. Gene Ontology annotation, biological process: telomere maintenance; DNA repair. Bases 1 to 1461 code for a protein of 486 amino acids. NCBI's taxonomy places the organism in Eukaryota, Fungi, Basidiomycota, Agaricomycetes, Agaricales, Psathyrellaceae. The record is from RefSeq and is a predicted model, not a curated record. The transcript has a single exon.